AUGAGUUCACGGAGAGUCGCGCUCCAAUCGAUAGAAAAUUCGCUGAUAUCCACCCCUAGAACUUCCCGCAAAGAUCUCCGCGAAGCCCUACCGAAAAAGAACCAGAAUGAAAGCUCGGUCGCACCCAUAUUCCACAAGACAGUUGAUCAACGGAAGAGUGGAAGGUCGUCGAUCUACUCUUUGUUUGACGAUGAGGUCCCAGAGGAGCUCUCUACAUUCUUCGAAUCCUCCACUGUCGAGAACCCGGUUGUCAAAUACUUGAAGUCUGUCCCCGGGGAGUCGACCAGUAUCUUCCCCGGGGACGAUAUCUUCCGAGACGUCCCUUGGAUUGCGGUACCGAGUCCGACGUACAAGCGGAAGCGGCCGCCAUCUCCUGUGAAGAGGUGCGAGGAUUCCGACACUUCCGAAACGUCAACGGACACUGCAAGCGAAGAAAUCGAGAUUGUCCAUCGUCCUAGUCCACGGAAGAGGAGAAAGUUGGUCUCGGAAGAGCCCGGAGUCAAAGAAUGGAUAGAAAAGUUCAAUGCAGAACUGGCCGAAGUCGACAAGCAUGAGCUCACGGUAGAGGAAACGUGAGGAGCAGAACCCAUCGGGCGGAAAAUCCUUGUACAUAUUUGCGACAGAAGGGUUCUCGUUCUGAUGAUGGCGUGAGGUUUUUGAAAUCAUGUACAUAU
Messenger RNA from Galendromus occidentalis (western predatory mite), 674 nucleotides. RefSeq lists its product as uncharacterized. The transcript is spliced from 4 exons. NCBI's taxonomy places the organism in Eukaryota, Metazoa, Arthropoda, Arachnida, Mesostigmata, Phytoseiidae. The record is from RefSeq and is a predicted model, not a curated record. Bases 1 to 576 code for a protein of 191 amino acids.